GUUGGUGUUCGAAAGAUGGGGGAUUUACGUGAGUUUGGGAAAGUUACGUCUCGCUGCAGUUGGUGAUUUUCUAUGGAAUACCAUAUACCUACCGUAUGGCGAAGAUAAAUGCAUACGCAAACAGUGUCGGACACUCAACCCGACGCAACAUCGUAACGUAGUAGGUUGUGUGGGCAUGUAAGGUCGCAUAUCAGGAAUGACAAGGUGUUAAUAUCUGUUGUACACGGGACCGAAUAUCGCUGUCUGGCCACUCAUUUUUGUAUGGUGACGUUGGAAGGUCACUAAGUUAGAACUCACCUGUAAAGGUGGUGGUGCGUGCAGAGUUAUUCUCAGAUAAGUUUUUAAAAUCCGUUAAGAGUUAUAGGAAACGAAGUUUACCGGAGAAUUCAAGUCGGGAAGUAUACGUACUAUACGUGGUGGGAUAAAUUGCCAUCGCUGCGGGUUUAGGGUAUUCCGAAUAGAUUUGUGUAAAAUUGCUCCGUUUAGUUGCGCUCCAAUUAAAUUAAGCAUCCAGUGUAUCUCGCAUGGAAUUAACGUUCGCCGUUGCUAGGCGCUAAUUGGUGCACCGGAGGCCGCAGUAACCCCGAGACAAAUCGGCCGCUACGAAACUCUACGAAAGUCAAAACUAAUUUAACUAAUUCUCGUUGAACGCUGUAUGCUCGAAUUCACGUUCAUAGAUACAACGGAUAGCAUAGGGAAUAAGGAAGUCUGUCGGUAAAUUAUGAAGAUCCUAGUCUGUGCAGUUCUACUCCUGUCCAUCGCGUCGAUUUUUCCAGCGGACGAAAAGUUGUCCAGAACCAGGAGGUUGGUGGGGAUCCGACCUGGCUCGAAAUUCUUUCUCAGGAUGAACUUUAAAGACGCCAUACUUAAUUCUACCCCGAUUUUCGCUCAUGUCGCUGGAUUCAAAGUAGCAUGGGACGUUCCGGAGGGGAAGCUAAAGUUUUCAGGGAGAAGACCAAUCCGAGCGGUUCUGGAGGAUGCCGAAUUUCUAUUUAACAGACAUGGUUUUGAUGGGAAAUCCUGCCUCUUGAAUAACAUUUGUCAUGCUGCGGAUUACGUCAGUCAGAAAACCGGUGUCGUGGCAAAGAUUCUUAGACUCCUGCUGCGAGAUUUGAGGGAGGAUCGAAACGCGUCUGUAAAAGAUUCGUUCACCUGCAGGGAUCGUAAAAGCAGUUGCCCUUUGAAUUUUAUUGGAUUUAAUGCGUUCUUGGAAAAAUGAUCAUACGAAGAUGACCGACUUUAGUGAAUCCAUAGGAAGCUGUAAAUCGAAUUUGUUCCGAAAAUUGUUCAUCGAUUUGCCCUCUAGAAUAAAAAGAGGGAGGGAAAAAAAAUGUGAAACAACAUAAAUUAUAUUGUUCGUAUAGCUUUGACGAGAUGUGAUCGAUAACUUUGCGUAAAAUCAAUAAAAUGCUCAUCCAUGA
This is a messenger RNA of Athalia rosae (coleseed sawfly), 1421 nucleotides long. RefSeq lists its product as uncharacterized. The coding region runs from base 722 to 1219 and encodes 165 amino acids. NCBI's taxonomy places the organism in Eukaryota, Metazoa, Arthropoda, Insecta, Hymenoptera, Athaliidae. The transcript has 4 exons. The record is from RefSeq and is a predicted model, not a curated record.